AUGGGGACCCUCAGCUGCGACCCUUCUCCACGACUGACCACAGUGCCCCUGGGUCGGCGGGUCACCGAGUGCCAGAUCCCAGAGACCGGCCUGAGGAGAGCCUGUGGCCUGGCCACCUCGGAGAGCGGCUCUGGGCCGGGCUUGUACAUCCUGCCGUCCACCGUGGGCUACAUCAACCAUGACUGUACCAGGGUGGCUGGUCCUGCCUACUCACUCUUUUGGAGGCCCAGUGAGGCAUCUCCGCAGGAGACCAGCCCCGGACCCAUCUACUUCCUGGACCCCAAAGUCACCCGCUUUGGACGAAGCUGCACCCCUGCCUACUCUAUGCAGGGUCGGGGCAAGUCUCGGGGUCUGGAAGUGACGCCAGGCCCUGGGGCCUAUAGCCCAGAGAAAGUGGCCCCUGUGCGCCAGCGGACCCCCCCAGCUUUCACCCUGGGCUCCCGCCUCCGCCCGCAGUCCCUGGACACCUCAGCCCCUGCCCCUAACACCUAUACCCUGCCUUCCCUCUGGGGCUCCCAGAUCUUCAUCAAGCCCAGCAGUCCCAGCUACACGGUGGCAGGCCGCACACCUGCCACCCGCCGCCUGCUGGACCCUGCUGAGAUGCCAGGCCCGGGCCAGUAUGAGAGCCCGGACCCCAACACCUACCGUCAGCGCCGGCCAGCCUUCACCAUGCUGGGGCGGCCCCGAGCCCCACGCCCGGCAGAAGAGACCCCCGGCCCUGGCACUCACAGUCCCGAGCAGGUCACUGUGACAAUGGCCCGGGCCCCAGCAUUCACCAUGGGCAUCUGCCACUCCAAACGGGCCACCACCAUGGCUGUGGACACCACACCCUGA
Messenger RNA from Phacochoerus africanus (Common warthog), 834 nucleotides. It is a transcript of the gene CIMAP1D, whose product is annotated as outer dense fiber of sperm tails 3 like 2. Gene Ontology annotation, cellular component: cytoskeleton; cytoplasmic microtubule. The record is from RefSeq and is a predicted model, not a curated record. Lineage: Eukaryota; Metazoa; Chordata; Mammalia; Artiodactyla; Suidae. The transcript has 4 exons. Bases 1 to 834 code for a protein of 277 amino acids.